UGACAGCUGAUGCAAUGAUAAGAGAAUGAAGUCUAUAAAAAUCUAGCUGAGGCUUGGGAAGUUCUAUUUGAGGCUCUUCUACCUCCUCUGCCCGAGGCUGGUCCCGCGGUCCAAGUGACAGCGCGCACUGUGAAGAUGCACUGUUGGAAAAUGCUGGUGAUCCCCUUUCUCUGCUCACUGCUGCUCAGCCAGACACACUGUGCUUCUUUGAACCAUCCAGAGCCUCAGCUGAUGCGACAGAGGAGGAUGACACCCUUCUGGAGAGGCGUCUCGCUGAGACCUGUUGGAGCCUCGUGCAGGGAUAACAGUGAAUGCAUUACAAUGCUCUGCAGGAAGAACCGCUGCUUCCUGACAACAGCCUCAGAGUGACCCGUCUCACUGAAGCCCGCCCGUUGCUGUUACUGCUAACAGUGCUCCACUCACCUGCGAAGUAUUUAUUGACCGCUCAAAAGCGAGAACAGUGGAUCCAGCAAUAUGUGUAUUUAAUGUUUCUGCCCCAUGAACUGAUAAAAGGAUUUCAGAGCUUGAGAGCAUUUCCUACGGAGGGCUCUACCUCUGCAGCACACUUCAGGAUGGCUCUGGCCAAGCUUAAUAAAAGGACUGUGCAUGCCCUGUU
Molecule: messenger RNA, 616 nt
Organism: Strigops habroptila (Kakapo)
Lineage: Eukaryota; Metazoa; Chordata; Aves; Psittaciformes; Psittacidae
Gene: LEAP2
Product: liver enriched antimicrobial peptide 2
Exons: 3
Coding region: 136-369 (77 amino acids)
Biological process (GO): defense response to bacterium; antimicrobial humoral immune response mediated by antimicrobial peptide
Source: RefSeq, a predicted model, not a curated record